UAUUGUCACGUGACCAGUGAACCAACGUGCUUUUAAUAAAUGUGUCAACAUUAAACACCUGUCCUGAGGAUUUAAUGCAACAAUGUCGUUUGAAAACCUGUUGACAGGACUGCAGGAAGCUUUAAAUGUUGAGGAUUCAGCUCCUGAAACUGUCGGACAAAUCUUCAGGCGGCUUGUUUAUAAACUGUCUGAGUUUUCCAGGAGCAAGGGGAAAAGAUGUAAGGAGCGUUGUUUGGAGGAGGCUGUCCAGCUGCUGAGACAAACAUCUGCAGCUCAGCUCGGAGCUUUGGAGGACAAACUUCUCCUGCUUCUGGUCAGACUCCUCUUAUCCCUUCAGCUGGAGGUGGUCUGCAUCUCCACAGCCUGUCGAAAAGUGGACCAGAUGCUGCAGCUUUUGGCAGAAGUGGACCACCAGUUAGUUUUUAGGGAGACCCGCCACAGUUUUCACUCUGUAGUCCACAGUGAUCAGGUUUGGUCUUUGGAGGAUCUGCAGAAAGCGUGUAUGUUCCUGGAAGACAGCGCUGUCGGCCGCGAGGUGUGGCGGGAAUCCCACGUGUCGAUGCUGAACAAACUGUCCGAGUCUCUCCCAGCUGUUUUGCGAGACAAGUCUCUGAGAGAUGGACCUGUGUGUUACAUGACUGUAAAGGUGUGUUUGCAGAUGUUCCAGCUGCUGUCCUGUGAAGUUGCUCGUCUUGUUUGGGAACAGAACCACGAGAAGCCAGCGGUGCAGCAGAUCCUGCAGGCUCUUCUGGACAUUAUUCUUGGACAGUGCUCCAACAGGGACACUCGUCUUUUAGCGGGUACCGCUGUGGCGAUGCUGAUCAACACAGCGUCAGAGGGAGGAGCUGGAGGAGCUGCUGCAUGGAGUCUGCUGCAGGUCUCUCUUCAAGGCAAUGAGCCCUGGCAGCUGAGCGUUGGUGUUCUGCAGGUCCAGUGCGACCCUGCGGUUCAGGACGGACUGGGCCGGCUGGCCGUGUGCCGGGGCCUCCUGACCUGCUGCCGACCUCACGUCUUACUCGGCUCACGCCACGACGCCACGCAGACAUGUUUGCUUCUGGAGGGUCUGUUUCCUGUCGUCUGCGCUCUGUGCGAGGAGAAGCUGGAUUGUCACUACUUUGCUUUCGAAGUGUUAACACUGUGGCUGAGAAGAGUGAAAGAAUGCGUGCCGGACCUCUGGAAGACGACGGGCAGCCGUCUUUUACCCGACAACAGCAGCCGGCUGCAGCAGCUCGCUCACAUCAUCUGGACCAACGCAGAAAGCCCAGUAGAAGGAGUGCCUGAAUUUGCAAACAGUGCCUUUAUUCAGCUGCUGAGCCUCUAUAAAAUGGACUGUGAGCAGUUUUCUGAUGUAAAGAGGACGUUUUAUUCUACCCUGCUUCAGAGAGUAAUGAAACUACCCUGGGAAGCCAAAGCCAAAUAUCUUCGCCUCUGUGCUCUGCUGCCACAUCUGGGUACUGAUGUGGUGUUGGAUGGAUACCCCGAGUUGUCCAGUCAUCUCCUGAAGUGUUUAUCAACCAAUCACCUGUCGCCGUGUGCAUCAGAGCUGUAUAAGCGUCUGGUCCAGCAGCAGAGGCGAGAGCUCUGUGAACGAUCAGAGGAGUCUUCCUCGCUCUCUGAGGCGGAUCUGUCCAGACACUGGGCGAGGCGCUGGCAGCCUUUCCUUCACCAGGCUCUGACGUCUGACGUGACUCUUCUGCUGAACAGCAGCUCGUCACACCUGUUGCCCUGCACCUUUCAGAUUUUCCCCUCCGCAGUGGACCCUCUGCUGGCUGGUCUGAACCCUCAGGAGCCCGGGCAUCUUCACGCCCGGGCCUGCGUCCUGAGCUCCUACCGAGCCGCGACGGGCCGCUCGCCGUGGUCCCUUCGGGGCGGCUCCACCUUGGAGACGCUGCGGCUGGCUCUGGGCUCUGCAGACGAUAAAAUCCGCCUCGCGGCUCUCGGCGUGCUGUGCUGCAGCCCAAAGACCAGAGACGCCCCGACUACAGAAGAGAUGGAGAUGCUGAGGGAGUUCAUUCCUCAGAACCUGAACUGCGAAUCCUCGUCGUUUCGCCAGCACCUUCAGGCCGGGGUCAGGAAGUUCCUGGUCCGUGUCAGAGACGGCUGUUUGGCGCUUCUCAGAGGAGCGAAGGGCAGAAAGGACACCAUUCAUGAGAGAACGCAGGAUAUCCUGGAGCAGAUCGAGUUUGUGGAGUGGUUAGGUCAGCUUCCAUACUGCUACCUGGCUCCAGGACACAGCUACCAGAGGAAGAAGACGGUGCUGCUGCUGCUCUCCGCCCUGCUGGAGACGUGCACCGACACCUGGAGUCCUGACAGGAAGAAGGGACAGCCUCCAGCAAAUAUAGGAACUCUGAUUACUGUUGCCAGACAGAGAGGACAGUGGGAUUUCUUCAGCAGGACUAAACAGCUGGUUCUGAUCAGCUGUCUGGAAGAUUCCACGAAUGAGAUUCGAGAGCUCUCCUCUGAGUUGUUGUUGAGAUUUUUUCCACCCAGUUUCCCAGAUGAUAUCGCCGAAGUGCUGAUGGUGAGGACCAAGCAGCUUCUGUGCAGCCCUCGGGUUCCRGAGGCUCAGACAGGAGCGCUCAUGAUGAAGGUUCUGGUCCAGAAAUCAGGACAUCAGUGCAAAGACUGCAGACUGAACUCCGGCAGAGAUCCCUUUUGUUUGGUCCGAGUCCUGCUGGAGGAGCUGGAGGAGCAUUAUCAGACGGCUAAAACCGACAUGAUGCUCGCUGCCCGAACAAAACCGAUACACGGCGUCCUCUGUGCCCUGCAGAGAUGUUUGCUGGAGGCACCAAACCAGAUCUAUGACACCCUCGACACCAUUAUGAUGGACAAGAUGCUGGGCCUCCUGGAGAACAUCUCUGCGCUGCUGCUUGCUGUUCUGUGCGCAGACCGUGAAGCUGGUGAAACAUAUGCUCCACCUUCUUUUUGCGAAAUGGGCAACGCCAUCAGCUCUCUGAUCUCCCAGCACUCAGGAGGAGGAGAAGCUGACGGAGACGAGUGCAUCCUGCUGUCUGAGGAGCACAGUCUGGUUCUCACCUGCUGCUGGGUCUCACUGAAGGAAAUAGGAAUUCUCUUGGGUUCUUUGGUGGAGAAAAUCCUGACAGAAACCAAACAGCGAAGCGAGUGUCUUCUAACAAAACAAGACUUAAGGAGAGCAUCAAAAGUCUUCAAAGAUAUUCUUCUCAAAUGUCGUCACUGGGGGGCAGUAGAGGGUUGCUGCUUAGGCUUCACAAAAUUCUGCUCCUCACUGCUGGGCAGCACUGAGCCACAACUUCAAGACAUUCCAACACAGAUGCUGAAAGAAGGACUGGAGGUCGUGCGGUGCCCUCGCUCUGCGUCUGUGACCCGGCGGGCUGCAGGGCUGCCCGUCCUGAUCCUGUGCGUGUUGUCGGCAGAGGAGGCCAGCAAAGCCAGGCCACUGUUAGCCUCCAGCAUGGAAGCCCUGAUGGACAUGGCUAAAACCCCUCUGGAUGAGAACUGGGACCAAACCUUGGACCUGCCGCAGGUGUGUGCGGUUCACACUCUGCAGGCGUUGGUGCGUGGAGCAGGUUGGGGAGGAGCCGUCCUUCAGUUCGCACCUGCUGUUGUCAUCUUGUCUCUCGCUCUGCUCAGUUCUCCCUGCUGGGCCAUGAGGAAUGCCGCUCUGCAGCUUUACAGUUCUCUUUGCUCUCGAAUGCUUGGCCAACGGUCCGGUAGUGAGGAGGCCGGCCCGACCCAGCACAGCUUGUCCUCUGCUGCCUUCUUCUUCCACUAUCCUGCGCUCCAGCCCUUCCUCCUGGGCGAACUAAGAGAGGCAGCACAGAACCUCCAGGGUCCAGCCGGCGGGGCCCAACUACACCUCCAACCCUCGCUUUAUCCCAUCCUGACCCUGCUGGCCCAACUCCAGCCUGGAGCCCAAGACCCAUCAGAAACUUUGUCGGACUUCCUGCCUCCUUUACUCCAGCUGUCUGCGAGUCCCAUUUACAGUGUGAGAGUGAAAGCCUCUAAAGCUCUGGUGGCCAUGACGGCCUCCUCUCAGUACGCUGACAUCCUCAUCAAACUGACCUCUCAGCUGCCCAGUCCUCAGGAGUCCUGCAGCCACAACCAGCUCCACGGACAGCUGCUGCAGAUCAGARCCGUUCUGGACCGAGCUCUCCGCACAGCCAGCGAGCUCUCCGGUGAUCUCCAUGAGGUGUUGAGUCGGGUUCAGACCUCUCUGUGGUUGGGAACUGCAGCUCAGCGCUGCCCCCUGGUGAGAGCGGCGUACCUCGGGGUGGUCGACUCUUUAAGAAAACAUUGCUGUGAGAACUUCCUGUCACAGCUCAGCGACACGCUCACCCGUGACCUUAACUCACCUCCACAGGGUCUUCAGCUUGGGUUAUCCUCCUUCCAUCGAGAAGUCAUCCAUUUUUCAUGUGCAGAUCCAAAGUGGGCUUUAAAAAUGUGGGAAAACUUGCCAACAUUUAGCCUGGACGUGAGACUGUCACUGGUUGGCUCGUUGCUGGAGCGGAGAGCUUUGCAGCAGACGGGCUUGAAGGACGUCAUUCGAAAGGUGUUGCAGUCAAACUUGAAGGAGGCCUUGUUGAGUGACAGCGUGGAGUAUCGCACUGCCUUCCUCGCAGCUCUGGUUGUCGUCAUGACCGCUUUACCUUUUCCACAUUCGAACCCCCCAGUGGAGAGUUUUCUGGCCGAGUGUCUGGAUUUGUUACUCACAGACUUGGAGGAGCAGAAAGGUGGACCCGAGUUUCUGUCCCACGCUCUGAAUGUUGCCAGUUUGCUGCUCUCCCAGUGGCCAGAUGCCAGUUUAAAGAUCCCGCAGYUCCAGCGCUGGUGUGGGAUCCUGGAGCGUGAUCGAGCUCCAGACGCCCCUGAAGCGCUCAGGCUGGCGUGUGGUGAAGCUCUUUGUGUGGCUGGAGCUCCUCUUCUCAGCAGCCUGAGAGAACACCCCGCUCUCCCUGCCAUCAUGAUGAGGUUGAUGAACACGGGCCUCCACCUGCUCCAGGACCAAAGCCAGCAGGUGAAGCUGAAAGCAGCCCGUUUUACCUCUCUGCUCCGUCGCGCGACGACAGGAGACAACCAGAGGAGCGUCUGCGUCGUGCAGGCGAACCUGGCGCUGCCGCUCCUCCUGGACCUGCUGCUGGAGGCGUGCGGGGAGACCGCCGGCGCACUGGAGGUGCUGCUGUCCCACCUGCCUCAGUCUGACCUCAGAUCGGUGCUGAGAGACGCCUCGGCAGCAGGAGGGUGCACCAGCCUGUAUGAGCAGGACGAGGCCAACGUGUUUGCAGAGCCCUCCGUCAUGUCGGCGCACGUGCUGCCCUACCUGCUGCAGAUGGCUGAGAAAUCCUCUCAGUCCUUGGCUUUGGCUCCGAUUCUGAAUUCAUGGGCAGARGAGAACGCUGCGCAGGUGCUGGACAGCCUCGCAGUCUGUGAACAGCUGCAGCCAGCUAAGACGUUGACCUCCUCUUGGCUGGCUCUCCUCACUGACCCCCGCUUCCACAGCAGCCUGUGUGGCCUGCUAACCAGGGCCGCCUUCCUCCUCCGUCUCCUGAAAGCCCCCGCCGGGGCACGACACCUCUGCGACCCUUCGUCGGUGCGCGAGCGUUUUCAGUCCGUUUGUGCACUGCUCAGUCAGAACGGCGUUCAGUUCCCCUCUGCUUUCUCAGCUGCCGUGGCUGGAGAGCUGCCACUGUGACUGAACAGGAGACGUGUUUUCGAAGCAUGAACUCUCUUUCGAUGUGGCCCAGCUGAUAUUUUAAGAGCGAUACAGACAUGCUGUUCUCAAAUAAGGACUGCAGUUGCUGAUGCCGCAGUAAAUCAGCACUUGGACGUAGUUAUGUAAGACCUAAGUGGCUGCUGUUCCUUAAAGGGAUCCCUGAUUAGUUGUAACAUUAGACUUUAUUUGAUAAACAUAUAUUUUAACUGUAAAAUAAAGA
Austrofundulus limnaeus is the source of this 5912-nucleotide messenger RNA. RefSeq names its product thyroid adenoma-associated protein homolog. Bases 83 to 5671 code for a protein of 1862 amino acids. The transcript is spliced from 31 exons. Gene Ontology annotation, cellular component: cytosol. Gene Ontology annotation, biological process: tRNA methylation. NCBI's taxonomy places the organism in Eukaryota, Metazoa, Chordata, Actinopteri, Cyprinodontiformes, Rivulidae. The record is from RefSeq and is a predicted model, not a curated record.